Molecule: messenger RNA, 3012 nt
Organism: Cynocephalus volans (Philippine flying lemur)
Lineage: Eukaryota; Metazoa; Chordata; Mammalia; Dermoptera; Cynocephalidae
Gene: LRRC20
Product: leucine rich repeat containing 20
Exons: 5
Coding region: 152-706 (184 amino acids)
Molecular function (GO): protein binding
Source: RefSeq, a predicted model, not a curated record
GACCACGCCGGUAACUAAAUAUAGCAGCAGCUGGUGCGGUCGGGGUGUCACGGCGGCUCCUUGUAGACUUCUCGGGACUGCAGAUAAGGCUUGGGCCCCUUUGUGAGCAGCAGACCGGCCUGGGGGCUGGCAUCAGGACACCUGUGUCUGCAUGCUGAAGAAGAUGGGUGAGGCUGUGGCCAGAGUUGCGAGGAAGGUCAACGAGACGGUGGAGAGUGGCUCCGACACCCUGGACCUGGCCGAGUGCAAGCUGGUUUCCUUCCCCAUUGGCAUCUACAAAGUUCUGCGGAAUGUCUCCGACCAGAUCCACCUCAUCACACUGGCUAACAACGAGCUCAAGUCCCUCACUAGCAAGUUCAUGACUACGUUCAGUCAACUCCGAGAGCUCCGCCUGGAAGGAAACUUCCUACAUCGCCUCCCCAAUGAGGUCAGUGCCCUGCAGCACCUCAAGGUCAUCGACCUGUCCCGGAACCAGUUCCGAGACUUCCCUGAGCAGCUCACCACCCUGCCGGCAUUGGAGACCAUCAACCUGGAGGAGAACGAGAUUGUAGACGUGCCGGUGGAGAAGCUGGCGGCCAUGCCGGCCUUGCGCAGCGUCAACCUCCGCUUCAACCCGCUCAACGCCGACGUGCGCGUGAUCGCCCCGCCGCUCAUCAAGUUUGACAUGCUCACGUCGCCGGAGGGCGCACACCCCUCCCCAUCCUAAGCCCCGCCUCGUGCCCACCCGGCAAGGGACAGAGGCCGCUGGCCUGGCUCGCUGAGGGGAGGGAGUCCAUGGGCCCUUGGGAGCGGGGGUGGGUGGGCCGAGCAGCGCGUGGUGGGAGGGGUGCAGCCGGCCCGGGAUGGAUCGCUUUGAGCAGUAGUGGGCUCCGGAACGCCCCGAGGGAGGAGGUGAGGUGGGGGCUGGAGCCUGGACUCUGGGCACUCAUCGCUGCUGUGCAAACUUGGGCAGAUUUCCUGCCCUCUCUGAGCCUCGUUACAUCACGCACCUUCUGACCCCCCAGGUGAGCAUCACCUAGCACUCUCUGGGCCCUGCGGGUUUGAGGCCUUGUUUCUAGUGCUGAGAGCCAGUCGCUGCCCUGAGAGGAGUAGAAAACUACUUCCAAAUAUUUAUUGCUUCCUGAGAACCAACCUGGAUGAGGCCCUUCGCAGGGCCCCAUCCUCAGCCCUGUGGGUCCCUGGACUGGCAGGAGCCUGAACCAGGGGUCCUGAGAGAGCUGCAGAGAGAGUGUGGCUUGGCCCUGUAGCAGGGUGAGAACGUUUAUGUAGGAGCCCAAGGACCAUCAGGCAGGGAACUGGGGAGUAAAUCAAGGCAGCACUGUCCUUCCUCAUGGUUAAGAAAUUGGUGGGGUAGGAAGUUUUGAGUGCUCCAUCCCUCCUUGGUGGUGACCAGUGUGCCUGGCAUUACACCCCGAACUACAGGAGAAGAGGCGCAGAGAGAAACAAAGCCAUUUGCGCCUGUGGCUCUGGUUCAGCCAAACUGCUGCAGUCUCCCUCCAGCAGCAGUUUGGCUGCCUUGUCAUGGCCCCCCUGGGGGAAGAAGGCACUGUGGACCACUGCAUUUACAGCCAGCCAGCUCCCUGGCCACCACCCAAAGCCCUGAUGACCUAGUCAUUUCAGUGCUAUCUAUGUGGGGUCUAGGAUAUGGCCAAGCAAUAGGGUGACCAGCCAUCAUGAUUUGCCUGGGACUGAGAGGUUUCCCAGGAGGUGGGACUUCCAGUGCUAAAACUGGGACAGUACCAGGCAAGCAGAGAUGGUUGGUUCCCUGCCAGGAGAGGGCCUGGGCUCCUGGUUUCUGGUAACACCUGUGGUUUGGAGAACCUCUGACCUCUUGAUCCCCCAGGUAUCUACCUCCAACCUUCUCAUCUGUGGAAUAAGCAGACUCAGAGCUGCCCCGUGCCCCACCUGGUCUGCAUCUUCCUCUGAGUCUGUGGAGGCACCUGAUGCCCUAGGACUUGGGGCAAAGCAUGGCCACCCAAAUCCUGUGUCCUGUGAACCAGUGGCCACUUUACCACUGCUCAGAGGAGUCACUCCUUCUCACAUGAUCCCAAUUUCCUUCCCCUCUGCAGGCCGCCUCUCUCUUGGCAAGGAGCUGACAGGUUGGACCAUAGUUGGCCUGUCACUGAGCACUCAGUAUCCCAGGAAAGACCUUGUUCACUCUGCUCAUAUCCCAGAGCCUAGUUGGCAAAACUCCAGGGAAGAGCUUUUCAGGAUGAGGCAUCAAGGCAGGAUCUCAAAGGAUACCAAGUUCAGCUGUGGAUGUCAGGGGCAAGUAGGAACUGAAGUCCAGUCCAGGAGGGGCUGGCCUCACCCACCCCAUGUCCUGGAAUGGCAUUUCUCCUUGUGGAAGAAGAGGCAUGCUUUCUGCUAAGCACAAAGGCGUUUUGUGUGAUCAGAGCCUUGCAACUGGGAGUGCGGUUUGUGGACCAGCAGCAACAGUAUCACCAGGGAGCUUGCUAGAAAUGCAGAGUCUCAGGCCUCACCCAUACCUACCGACUCAGAGCCUGCAUUUUAGCAAGAUCUCCAGCUGAUUCCUACAAGCACUUUACAGUUUGAGAAGAGAGGGACCAGGGGUGACCCUGGGGAUGUCCUCUGAGUAGAGGGUGAAGAUUCAGUUCUCCCCCUGCUACCUCCAGGGAUCUGAGUCUGUGCUCAGCCCCCACCCUAACCCAGCCCUGUGAGACCUUUGGCCUCUUAGAUCUUUCCAGAGUCUUCCUGACACUCCCAGUGGUGGAAGCAUCCUGUGGUCAUCAGGAAAUGAGGGUUGGGUUUGUUGGCCCCUCAGACCCUGCCUUUCUGGUUACCCCCGUAUGCCAAGCUGCCUGUUUCCUCAGGGCCUCACCAUAAGCCCUUUGAAGAGGCUGCUUCUGGAAGUUGUUUUCUACUGUGCUUGGAGAAUUUGCCCUUGCUUCUCUGGGAAAGCUUGGGAAGUCAGAGAAGCCCCCAAAUCAGAGCUCACAGUGUGAGUGAGCCCCUUAGCUUCUGUCUGCAAUAAAGAAUGCACUGGCUUCA